AUGGAUGAGAACUCCAUCACACCACCUCUGUCACCAGACAACCCGUACAGACUAGAUAUUGAGGACAGUGAUAUGAUGUUUGCUGAUGACUUGGCCAGGCAAUUCCCAUCUACCCCUAUACACUUUCCAGAUGAGGGCCAGUUGAUGGAUGUCCAGGAACCAGCACCAACAUACUCAAACCAGCGACCAUUCACUUGUCUUAACAUCGAAUCUGUGCCAAAGCAGUUAGAAAGUUUGCUGAAGACAGUUGAGGCGGCCUAUGUACCAGAUCUAGACAAUGUUGUGGAAUUGUUUGGCUAUCAGUUUGUCACUUGCCAACUGGAGCAGAACAUGAAUAAACUGUUCUUAUUUCUCAGUCAGUGGAUUUGUCGGAUACAGAACAAAAACCCACCACCAGUGUCAGAAAUACGAAGAUGGAGACAAGAUAUUGUCAAUUUCUAUGUUUUCUUAAAAUCGUAUGUUUUAAGGUAUAAUGGAGGUGAUCAACAGUUACCGCCCCUGCUGAAUUCUCUGCUGUCACACUUACACAGUACCUUAUUGUAUGUAGACACACCUACCAAGAUACAUUACAACUCCAUGUGCAGGGUUGACAGUGAUGAGUACAAUAGUUUCCAUCUAUGCCUGGAUGUGUACUGGGAAACUCUCGAACUUCUUUGUCUAAUUGUUUACAAAUUUCAAGAUUUACCCUGUCGACAAAAUUUGAUCCGAUGCUGUCACAGGAAGGAAGAGGACCCUACCUCAAUGUUCACACAGGUGGUGGACCUCGUCCUGUGGGAGUUAGUCACCCUGGCCCAACAGGUGUACAGCAAGUUGUCUACAAAAGAAGCCUUGGGGGCAAGUCCAUACCCAUGUCCUUGUGUGGAAGAGAUGUGGACUUUGUGUUUAGUUCUCCUCAGACACAAACACGGCUCUGAACAGCUGUUCUGGUUUCACAUCAACAACAUUCUACAGAUCUUACAAGAGGAGGAAGUCCCAGAAAACUCCAUGGAGAUAGAUUCUGGUGUUUUUGUGUAUCCAGCUGCUUCUCCAAUCCUAAAAGACAGAACUGGCUUCUGUUUGUGGCUAUUAACCAAACUAGCCAUGCUUCAUGAUGACUCCUCCAACACUUUGUCUCGGCAGCGUACAAGUGACUGCAAUUACCAAGAAGUGAUGGCAGCUCUGAAAAAGUCUUUAGCAAAGACAGAUUUAUCGGAGGUGGACCUGAGAUUUUACCUGCAAUGCUGUGUUACUCUUGCUGAGCAAUGGAAACCAAAUGUAUCACUCUUACUUCUCCUUUGGGAUCACUUCUAUCGCAAGCUGAACAGCAGUUUUAUGUUAAACAUGGCCACGGUGGAAGGUCUAGGGACUAUCAGUAAGAGCUCGUUAACCUUAUUAGAACUGUGCAAUCGACUUGGCUCUGGUCAGUACAAAUUUAAGCCCCAGGACACUAGUUUCCAGUUAUAUCUUGGUCUCCUUGGUAACAGUCUCCACCAACUGCUUGACUCUGGCUCCAACCAGGAAUGGAGACAGAUGAAAGGAAGGGUAUAUUCUAAGUUCCACAAACGGAGAGUACAGGAGUUGACUGAGAAUGGAUUUUAUAACUUUACAUGUCUGUUCCUUUGUCUCAGCUUGGCUGCUGACACCGAGGAUGUGACUGGAAAACUGUGUGACUUUUACAACAUGGUGGAUAUGUCAAGUCUUUCUCUGGGUACAUCUCAAGUGAUGUGGAUGGGAAUGUUCACUAUGGUGCACCUUUACCAGCAGAAAAAUCUAGAUAUUUCCAUCCUAACAGACAGACUCGGCCAAGCUUUCAGUAAUACAUGUGUGGAAUUUUCCAGUGAUGACCUUGACCCCAGACGAAGGCAUCUCUUGUGGAAGCUAAUAUCAUUCUACAUAGAAAGUGUACAGGAAGUGUUUGAAUCCAGUUCCAAACUAGGACCUGCCCAUUCCCGACUGAUAUCAGAGGGAUUUGCCAGUGUUCUUCAUGGAUGUAGAAGUAAUGAGCUUGGUCCUGUCUUAGGUACCCUAGAGGCUGUCAUCACACGCAUCAGGGAAACAAAGAAGAAGACUGGAAUGGAGAAGACUGUAGAAGACAUGUACAAUGUUCUACAGACAAGUGUCUUACCAGCUAUAAAAACACUGUCAUGCAGUCAGUCAGCCUCACCCUUACUGGCCGAUACACUGGCUGGGCUCUCUUUGCUGGCUUUUGACAGCAAAAAGGAAGACUUUAUCUGUUUAGUGAAGUUUGUACACGGUGGAAGUAUCAACAGAAGUGUGUGCUGUCGUUUCUGGAGCCACUUGUUGCCAGCUGACGGCGUGAUAACCGCCAUGUCCAGUAUGGUUCCAAACUACCAAACUGAGCUGAUCCAAACGUGGAUCAGUAGCACUGUGUUCUUACCAGCUCAAUCUCAACACCUCAUCACCAUGAACAGGUGUAUGCAGGCUCUUCCUGAAGUAAGAGACAUGAUGAAACAAGCUGGCAUUAAUAACAGUGAGAUCACAGAGAAGUCAACUUGUCUGCACUUCAUAAAGGCUAUAGACCUAGUCUACACCAAAACAACGAUGUGGAAGGAUCGAAUACAACUGCGUGAGAAGGCUAUGAACUACUUUUCUAACAUACUACGACAGUUGUCACCGAUAUUACAAACCCUAAAGCCGGCAGAAACUCUUGCUAAUGCGUAUGCAGUGAUGGGGUACAUUGUGAAAUGUUGUGCCCAGCUUCUCUUUAUUCAAGCCAAGCCAGACUGUCCCCUGCCUAACAUCAUUAGUGCAAUGGUUGUGCCUCACUUCCUCUUCAACUCUGACAAGGCUGUCAGCCCAGUUUUCCUGGCAGUAGCAAGGGAUCACUUACAUUUAUUUGUGCGAGGUUUGGGGCGUCUUGAUUAUAAAAAAGCUCCAUAUGUACAGAGAAGGUUAAAGGAUAUUGUUUCAAUUUACAUUCCAAAGUUUUGGACAAGCAGCAGCUCUCUGUCGGUAGGAACAGCGUCUUCUGUACACCCUCUCGUGGUGUCCUUGAAGGAGAGUUGUGUUCGACAGCCUAUAGAAUCUGCACUGGAGUUCAGGAAAUUUCUGUUUGAAGCUGUACUUGAGAAGUUUCUAGUCCCCUCCCAAUUCUCACUUCCACCAAACCACCACUUGGCUUUGCUGUUCCUCCGAGAGGUAAUUGGUAGGACUAAUAGUAAAGAGGUAGCAGUGAGGGAUACAUUGACUGUGCUAGGCAGUGUCCUUACAGUGAUGGUAUUGUCUGACGUACAGUCAACGCACCAAUGUGCUCAAAAAAUAGCUACAAGACUACUGGAGGAUUGUAAAGUCUUGCCUACCAACUCACCAGCUGCUGUAACUGCUACAUUAGAAGCAUUUGUAACAGUUCACAAGAAAACUCAUCUUGACCACUGUAUUAAAGUACUGGACAAGGUGUCAAAAGCUGGGGGCAUUUUUAUCAGUAACCUACUCCCAAAGCUACAGCACUACAUCGUUGACCACGAGUCUCACAGAGGAAUUGGGUCCGACUCCAAACUCAGACAAAACUACAUCAGCCUAUCAAAGAAUGUUAGCUGUAAGCACACAGAUGACAUGUGA
Ylistrum balloti is the source of this 3558-nucleotide messenger RNA. RefSeq names its product protein MMS22-like. The coding region runs from base 1 to 3558 and encodes 1185 amino acids. Lineage: Eukaryota; Metazoa; Mollusca; Bivalvia; Pectinida; Pectinidae. Gene Ontology annotation, cellular component: nuclear replication fork. Gene Ontology annotation, biological process: double-strand break repair via homologous recombination; replication fork processing. The transcript is spliced from 33 exons. The record is from RefSeq and is a predicted model, not a curated record.